Lemur catta (Ring-tailed lemur) is the source of this 3811-nucleotide messenger RNA. It is a transcript of the gene FAM234A, whose product is annotated as family with sequence similarity 234 member A. NCBI's taxonomy places the organism in Eukaryota, Metazoa, Chordata, Mammalia, Primates, Lemuridae. The transcript is spliced from 13 exons. The record is from RefSeq and is a predicted model, not a curated record. Gene Ontology annotation, molecular function: protein binding. Bases 1225 to 2889 code for a protein of 554 amino acids.
UUCGAGGACUCUGAUGCGGUUUUAACCCAUGUCAUGUGAACAACAGUUGUGAUAUAUUAAUGGCAGCUGAAACCACCUGAGUACAUUUUUUGUUAAUGCUCUUUAAACACGGGAAAGGCUACAUGUGGGAAAGGGGGUUGAUGUUAUUCCAAAGCACAGAAUCUGGCUCAGGAGGUGGUUGUAGGAAAGCAGAGUUUUAGCUCAGAAUACAGCGAACUCUCAGAGAGCUGGGACUGCAGCACCAUAUGAGAUAUUUUGGUUUUCUCUUCCCAGACAGGUUCACAGUAAGGCUAACCACCAUCUGCAGCAUCACAGAAAGCAGUGUUUCCCAGACUUCUUCCGUGCACCAUUCAUGAUUUUUGCCAUGUCUGCAUAACAGUUGUAUUAUUUUUACUUAAUACUUCUUUAAUCAACUCACUUUUUCUCUAUGAAUAUACUUUAAAAGGAAAUGAUGAAGCGGUUGAGGACACAGAGUGCAGAGGACCUUGGCUGGAGCCCCGAGCCCUGGGCUCCCACUGUUCUCCCCUGGUCCCCCAUGGCCUGGGCUACAGUUCUUGCAUCCCUAAAGCCCUCCCAGGAAACUGAAGUAAUGGCUUAAAAUAUUCAUAAUUCGGCAAAAAGUAUAAAUCUACAGAUUCAAGAAACCAAGCAAACCUCAAAAAGGAUAAGCCCAAAGAAAUCCAUGCCGAGACACAUUGUAAUCAAACUUGUGAAAAAUAAAGACAAAGAGAAAAUUUUGAAAGGGGCAAGAGAGAAUUGAUACCUUACUUGGGGGGAAAAACAAUUCAAAUGACACCAAAUUUCUCAUUGGAAAUCAUGGAGGCCAGAAGGAAGUGGCAUAACAUUUUUUAAGUGCUGAAAGAAAAGAAUCUAUCACACCCUGAAUCCUAUAUCCGGUGAAAUUAGUCUUGAGGAAUGAUGGGGAAAUAAGACAUUAUCGAGUGAAGGGACACUAAGAGAAUUUGUCACCAGCAGACCAACCCUAAAGAAUGGUUGAAGGAAGUUCUUAAAACAGAAAGGAAUGGUAAAAGAAAAUCUUGGGACAUUUAAUAAGAAACAAAGAAUAACAGAAAAAGCAAAAAUGUCUGCCUGGGCUUAUAAAGGCACAGAGUCCCCGUCCAAACCUAGCGACCAGAUGCACCAGUGGCUGGCCAGGAGCCAGUGCUGAACACGUCCUCCUGCCACCAGUGACCAGUCAUUAAACGUUGGGAUGUGCACACGAUAAUGGACAACAAGGAUUUAGAAGCUGAAAUCCACCCCUUGAAGAACGAAGACAGAAAAUCACAGGAAAAUCUGGGAAACCAACUGAAAAAUGAAGACAACUUAAAAAGCACCCAUCUGCGGUCCCGGCUUUCCCGAUGCCGUACGGUGGCAUUUUUCCUUUCCUUGUUUAUCUGCCUUUUUGUGGUGUUUGUCGUCUCUUUCAUCAUCCCCUGUCCGGACCGACCUGUGUCGCAGCGGAUGUGGAGGGUCGACUACAACGCAGCAGUCACCUAUGACUUUCUGGCUCUGGAAGACGUAAACAGGGACAGGAUCCGAGAUGUUCUGUUUCUUUAUAAAAAUACCAACGGCAUCAACAAUUUCAACCAAUCCUGCGCUGAUGAAGGCUUGUCCUCCCCCUGCGCCUUUGUGGCAGCUGUGUCAGGGGCCAACGGCAGCACGCUCUGGGAGAGGCCUGUGGCCCCAGAUGUGGCCCUCGUGAAGUGUGCCGUGUCCCAGCCACGGGGCAGCGAGGUGUCAUCUGCCUGCAUCCUCGUGGGCAGACCCGAUUCCGUCACUGCAGUCGACUUGUUCACAGGCGAGACCCUGUGGACCCGUCCCGGCAGCCCCAGCAGGAACGCUUCCAUCCUGAGCCCUUUGCUCCAGGUGCCUGACGUGGAUGGCGACGGGGCCCCCGACCUGCUGAUUCUCGCCCGGGAGGAGGAGGAGGUGAGCGGCUACAUCUACUCGGGCAGCACCGGGCACCAGAUCGGGCACAGAGGCAGCCUUGGCAUAGACGGGGAAAGCGGCUUCCUCCUGCACGUCACCAGGACCGGCACCCACUACAUCCUCCUGCCCUGCGCAAGCUCCCUCUGCGGCUGCUCCGUGCGAGGUCUCUAUGAGAAGGUGACCAGGAGAGACGGCCCGUUUAAGGGAGACCCCCUGUGGGAGAGCACCCUCAACGCCACCACCUGCAGGACGCUGGUGCACAGCGCUGGAGCAGUGCGCUACCUGGUGCACGUCCCGGGGAAAGCUGGCGCGGAUGUGCUCCUCGUGGGCGCGGAGGCGUGUGUGUUGCUGGAUGGGCAGGAGCUGACUCCCCGCUGGACGCUCAGCACGGCCCGGGUGCUGAGAAAACCCAUUUUCGGCCACUACAAACCAGACGCCUUGGCUGUGGUCAUUGAGAAUGGAACUGGUGUUGACAGACAGAUCCUGCUCCUGGACCUCAGCACCAGGGCCGUCCUGUGGAGCCACGCCCUGCCCAGCCUUCCCGGCAGCCCUCCGUCCUCCAGUCUGCCAACCGCAGACCACCGCUCGGCGUUCUUCUUCUGGGGCCUCCACGAGCUGGGCAGUGCCAACCAGACCAACCAGACGGAGACCAGCGCCGCCUGGCACAGCCUGUACCUGUUCCACCCCACCCUGCCCAGCGUGCUGCUGGAGCUGGCCAACGUCUCUGCCAACAUCGUCACUUCUGAUGUGGUCCUGUUUGAGCCAAGCCGCCAUGCUGCCUACGUCCUCCUGACGGGCCCAGCCAGCUCCAGUGUGCCCGGCCUGGUCUCCGUGAUCAAGCACAAGGUUCGGGACCUUGUCCCGAGCAGCAGGGUGGUCCACCUGGGGGAGGCCAGGCCGGACAGUGACCAGGCCAUCAGGGACCGGUUCUCCCGGCUGCGCUACUGGAGUGGGGUGUGAGAUGCGUGCCCCCCCACCCUGCAGGGGCGACUCCAGCCACUGAAGUUAGACGUCGGCCUUCCCCGGUCUCCAUACUUGAGUGCCCACCCCAGGCCCUAGCGCUGUGUGGGUGAGGGAUGCCCAGGCCUCCCCUGCUGCCCGGCACACCCUGUCCUGAGUCUGCACACAGGGCUCGUGCUGCGCCUCCCCGGGCCACCUCAGGCAGGGCUCGGCCCCACGGCUCCCGUCCUCAAUGGUGCCCUCCCCCCACCAGCUUCUCCCCAGGCCAGACAGGCUGAGAUCACUGGAAGGGCCCAGGGUGUCCGCGAGGAUGUGCUGCCCUCACUUCCUGCAAAGUCCCUUCCCGCCUCCUGUGUGAUUCUUUCUGUGCACUGUCCCCGGGAGUCAUGGCACUCAGAGGGUGGGGCCCGGGGGUGGCCUCAGGGCAGCAGCUGGGACCUGAGGCAGCUCUAGCCCCCAGCCCUUCCCGGGGUGGGGGAGGACCCUCUAGCACGGUGGGUGACGCGGCCCGUGGGCUCCUGACAGGUAGGGUGCUGCACUGGAGCUUGGAGCCAGCGGCUGCUCCCAGGUCCCGUGGGGGCUUCACACCCCUUGUGCUGCUGUGUGUGCUGUGAAUGUCCCAGGGAACGGGCGUAAGAUGCAUGCGUAGGGCAGUGUACACUGGAGCUGCUCGUGCCUCGAGAGGCCCUGUGCCCCGGGCAUGGGAAGCACCCCGUGCCUCCUGCCUGCCCCUCUGGUGCUGUCACUCCCACCAGUCUGUCGCCUGGUCCAGGACUCACCUCUGUGCCUUGCUGCUCCGAGGCCAAGGGCAGCUGUGGGCCCUGCCCAGACAACAGAGCCCAAGCUUUGUAGCCAAAGCAGUCUGAUGACUCCAGUCACCACGAAAGAAACCAGAAUAAACAUUUUUGCACUGUCUGAAAAA